Molecule: messenger RNA, 1378 nt
Organism: Anneissia japonica
Lineage: Eukaryota; Metazoa; Echinodermata; Crinoidea; Comatulida; Comatulidae
Exons: 5
Coding region: 16-1041 (341 amino acids)
Biological process (GO): extracellular matrix organization; cell adhesion
Cellular component (GO): extracellular matrix
Molecular function (GO): cell adhesion molecule binding
Source: RefSeq, a predicted model, not a curated record
CUCGAGUAUAUAAACAUGGAAAUUCUACAUGUGCAGUCGUUUCUUUUAUUGAGCGAACAACUGAGAAGUAUAACUAUUAUAGCAAUGAUGAAUUCUAUCAUCCUGCUUGCCGCACUUGUGUGUGUUUCGUCUGCUUUUCCAGAAUUCACGGUGGAUGUAUUAAGGAAAGAGUUGUCUGCAUUCGGGAGCGGUAACGUCGAAUCGAAUGUAGUUGAAUUGGCAAAGACGCUUAAUCUUAACACUCUUGUUGAACUGAUUACCGUUGCAGAUCUUGCAGAAGAGCUUACGGAUCACCUGACGGUUUUUGGCCCUACUGAUGACGCAUUUGACGAACUUCCAGAGGACGUUAUGGCGGCAAUUAAAAAUGAUGUGCAAAUGUUGACCGAUGUCCUGCACUACCACAUUCUUGGAACCAAAGUCUACUUCAAACAGCUUAAGAAGAACGAGCUUCUUCUGCCAAGUCUUCUAAAAUCAACUUCCGUCCGUAUCAACACCUACGGUGAGCUUACCACGGCAACUGGAUCACCAAUCUCAAAACCAGACAACUGCGCCACUAACGGCGUCAUCCAUGUAGUAGAUCGUGUUAUGUUUCCUAUUCCUAUGAAUGACAUGUUGACUUUAGUAAAACAUAAUGGAAAUUUCACAACGCUACUGAAAGCGAUUGAAGUUUCGGGCUUUGCAGACACACUCAAAGGUGGUCCAUACACUCUGUUUGCCCCAACCAACGAUGCUUUUGAUAAACUUCCACCUGGAACACUUGAUAAACUACUCGGCAACAAAGACGAGCUAUUUAAAAUUCUCUCGUAUCACCUGGUAAAUGGAACGUUCUUUAGUGCUGCAUUAAAACGUGUUGGCAAAGUAAAAACUACCACGACAGAUGACGUCACAAUUAACGUUUCUUCUGAUGGUGGAUUGUCUCUAAACAACAAAGCCACCGUGAUCAUAGCCGACGCUGCAACAACCAACGGAGUCGCGCACGUGAUUGAUACUGUGCUCCUUCCUCCAAACGUGGUGUUCCAGCUAGUGAUGAUAGAUCAGUAAUAUAUUUCUCGUGUGUAUAACGUAAAGCUCCAAAAAUAACAAGAAUAAAUUUCUUUUCGAAAGUGUAUUGUUUUCGUCAUUGUACUUGUGCACAUUGUUAUGGUUUACAUUAAUUCAUCCAGAUAUUAAAAAUAGUAGAACCACUGUAUAGACUUCAUUAUAGAUCAAUGAAAAUGCAACUUUCACUCUCACUUUAUAUUCAUAUGCUUUUUAAAAUAUCAACAUUAGGAUGAACACACAAACAAAAUUGAAGAUACCGAAUUAUUAUUUAUUUGGCUAAUUUAAAACAUAUUAAAAAUAGUAGGACCACUGUAUGACGUAAGGACAUUAUAUAAUA